AUGGUUCAUGGUUAUGGCCUGAAGCUUGGAAAGACACUUAUCCAGUUCUAUUACAACUUGAUCAUUUUCAGCGGGAUGUUGAUGUUCAGGACCGGUUGGAAAGAUGGGGAUGACCUUAGCGAUUACUCUUCUUCGGGGGUAUGGGAAUCGAUCAGAGCUAGAGAACCGGAAGUGGAUUGGUAUAAUAUCGUCUGGUUUGGGCAGUGUAUUCCUCGUCAUGCUUUCUUUAUGUGGCUUAUUAUGAGGCAAAAGUUGAUGACUCAGGAUAAAAUUCUUCAGUGGAACCACACUAGGAAUAACAACAUGAACAUGAUAUGUUGUCUCCUAUGUUAUGAAGAUAUUGAUUCGCAUCAUCACUUGUUCUUUGAAUGCAAGUUCUCGGCUCAGAUAUGGGACAGGGUUCGGAUAGAAGCGGGAAUGAGGAAUGUGGAUCCAAAGUGGAGUGCUAUUGUUGAUUGGCUUCGGCAUCGAGCAAGAUCAAAAUCUGCUGCUAAUCUUAUCUGUCGCUUAAUUGUUGCAGCUUCCGCUUAUGCUAUUUGGCGUGAACGAAACACUCGGUUUUUCAAAAACCAUGCUAGACCGCCGGAAAACGUUUGUGACUCGAUUUUUGACAUGGUCCGCUAUAAGCUAAUGGGUUUGAAGUUCAAGAACACGCCUAAAGUGAGGGCACUUCUCGACAAGUGGAAGAUUCAUGGUGAUUCGGUUGUGGACGAUGGAGGAUAA
This is a messenger RNA of Helianthus annuus (common sunflower), 723 nucleotides long. RefSeq lists its product as uncharacterized. The coding region runs from base 1 to 723 and encodes 240 amino acids. The transcript has a single exon. The record is from RefSeq and is a predicted model, not a curated record. NCBI's taxonomy places the organism in Eukaryota, Viridiplantae, Streptophyta, Magnoliopsida, Asterales, Asteraceae.